AUGGUGGAGAUGAAGAAGAAGUCAAUUCUCGAGCUCGCGGCUGCGAGAGAACUAGAACAAGAUAGUAGAGUGGAGCAGCAGCGAGACGACGGUGCUGCCGCCAAACCUGCAGUAAAAAGCAUGAAAAAGAAGGCGAUGAAGAAGGAGAGCGACUCGCAGAAGCAAGAGAGAGUCAUGACUUCAAAAAAGGAUCAGCCAGAUGUUGAGGUUGAGGCUUCCGCGACCGAUAGUGCGCCGAAAAAACCGGACGCACCUGCGGAGGGGUCGAAGGCGGGCAAGCGUAACCGUCAGAAAAAAACGGACUGGACCGCAGCACGGUUGAGCCCGAAAGACUAUCAGUUUCGUGCAAUCAAGAAGUAUGAAAAUGCUGACGAGGCAGGCAAGAAAAGAAUAGUGGAAGAGAAUGAGAAGAAAUACCACAUGAUCCGCUUUUUCGAAAGGUAUGUUUGUUUUCCUUGUUGAGUUGGAUAUCAGGUCGAUGCUCACUAUCCUCGUUUACAACAAGAUGAAGAACACAGAUUUAUUGAAAUUGAUGAGCAUUGUUUCGCAGAUUGCCUAGUAUCACCGUCUUCUUUUUACUUUUUAUAAGAGAUGACCAUCCUUUAUAUAAAUAUAAGUCUCCGUCAAGACUAACACUAACUGUAACUUUUCGUUUUACAGGAAGCGGGUCGAAAAGAACUUGGACCGUGCACGAAAGCAAGUUGUAGAAGCCAUGAAGAAGCCUGAGAAAGAUCAAGACCAAGAAGACCAGGCACGCGAUGGUACUUCAUCUAGCUUGGAUUUUAUUUGCAUAGUACAAAGGUCGAUGGGCUAAUUUUGAGGGUUCAUGUUUCUCAUGAUAAAUGAAUCAAGCUUUUCUUGUUCCACCUAAUGCAUGGCAAAUAAUCAUCAUGUAUGAGCAAGCAAUAAAGAUAAAUCAGUCUUCACCUCGUCUCCCAUAUAUCCAAAACCAGUUCUGCAGCAAUGUGAGGCUGACAAACGAUACGUGACGAAGUUUCCCGCCUAUCUUCCAUACUUGAGUUUAUUUCCGAAGCAGGAUUCGCCUGAAAGUUCGGCGCGACGAGAAUACAUGCGGGAGUACAUCGACAACAUAAUAUCAGAAAAGCGAGCCAAGUUUGACGAAGAGACAAGUAAAUUUCUGAGUGAAAAAGAGCAGAAGAAGGGGUCAAAAGGAGGCAAGAAAGGCGCCAAGUUGGGUGAUGGAAAAGGUAGCGGAAAAGGAGCUGCGGCGAAGGGAACCGAGGCAGGCAAGGGUGAAGCCGAUAGUGAGGCGAGUACUUCAUCCAAAGGCGGUAAAAAGGGAGCGGGCCAAAAGGGCAAAGGCAAAGGCAAAAAAGGAAAGGGUGAGACGCGCACUUCUCCCGAGAAUGCAGCUGUCGCGGACACUAAGGAUAGCGAGGCAAAGGCCGAUGCUGUCUCUUCUAGCGAAGUCAUGGAGAGCGUCAAGAAGAGUAAGGAGCGGCUUCGCAACGAGGAGGCGGGCGAGCAGAAGUCCUCUUCCGUUUCAAAUGGUAAUCUUGCUGCAUGUCGUGAUGUAGCUCUUGAAGAAGAUGUGGACGUAGAAACAAAGAAGAAAAAGAAGAAGCUGCAGAAAUCCGCUGAAACCGCAGCGACGACAAAUGAUGAAAAAACAGAGUCGGCUGUCCAAAAUAAGUCGGCCCCCUCAGGCAGCACUGUUUCUUCCAAAAAGAAAAUGAAGCCAAACACAACGACUGCUCAAGCUCAGCCGUCUCCAGUUGAGUCCGCUGCAACUAAUUGUGGAGUUGCCGAAGGAGCAAAAACUAGCGACAAACGAAAGGCGCCAGAAGUCGUCGGUGCCUCAGCGAAAAAACAGAAGAAGCAGGACAAAACACCAAACACUCACGGAACCCACGAGUCCUUCCUAGCAUCCCAGGCGCCGCAUCGUCAAGGCGCCAUUGUACAAGCAAACAACAAAAAAAUGACUUUUGACUCUGAUUCUGACUAAAAACGAAGAUGAUCAUCUGGUGGACGAAAAGCAUCUCAGUGCAUCAACAUCGUAGAAAACAUUUGUUAUUUACCAAAUACAAAUUACAGCCCAGAAUUUAUGCCCAUCGGAUCAUCUCUACUGUAGAAAACAGAGUCCCCGAAAUAUUAUGUUCAUGUUCGGGUUUCCGUCGUCUGAAAAAUUGACGAACAAAGAUCUUAUUUCUAACUUUGAUUGUAGAGUGAAACUGAGAUGAUGAAAAUAGAAGCGUG
This is a messenger RNA of Amoebophrya sp. A25, 2217 nucleotides long. The record is from the annotation of a GenBank genome assembly. Lineage: Eukaryota; Dinophyceae; Syndiniales; Amoebophryaceae.